Molecule: messenger RNA, 552 nt
Organism: Acanthamoeba castellanii str. Neff
Lineage: Eukaryota; Discosea; Longamoebia; Acanthamoebidae
Exons: 1
Coding region: 1-552 (183 amino acids)
Source: RefSeq, a predicted model, not a curated record
AUGAACCGCGUUCGAGGAGCGAUUAGGAGCGGGCUCGUACUGCACACGGUUGCCUUCGUCUCUGGAGGUCUCACCAUGUCGGCCCUGCUCAGCUCGUCUCCCAUCUCGCCUGCCUCCCCUUCGCUCUACACUCUCGCCACCACUCAGCCCUCUCACUACUCGACGCCAUCUUCCUCGCUCGUUUCACCUUCUUCAGGACUCUCCCUCGCUUCCUCCACCGAUCCCCUCUCUUCUCCGUCGUCAUCGGCUUCGUCGCAAUCGCAACCCCCAUCUUCGCCAACGCCUGCCGCAGAGGAGGAGGCUACAGCGUCGAUCCAACCGAAGUACACGUUCAGCACGCCCCACUUCGCUCUGGGCGACCUUCCUCUCUUUGCCAAGGCGAAGGUGCGGCUGGGCGAGCUGUUCACGGGCCUCCGCGAUGAGGAAUGGAAGCACACCAACGUGGCGCUGGGAAUCUCGCUGCAGCUGAGGAGAAGCCCUAAGACCGUGGAUGAAAUCGAAGAGGAACGCUACUGGCAGGAGAGCGAAGAAGAAGAGGAAGAGGAGUGGUAG